AUGAACCUCAGCAGCUGCAACAUCACAGCCUAUGAAAACUUUCCACUUGUCCAGCUGUGUGUUUACAUUCCGGUUUUUCUUUUGGGCAUUUUGCUGAACAUGUUGGCGCUGUGGGUGUUCUGCUGCAAACUUAUCAAAUGGACAGAAACCAGAGUAUACAUGGUCAACUUGGCUGUGGCCGACUGCUUGCUGCUCUUUACUUUGCCUUUUAAAACGUUAUCCCAGUUCCAUCAGAUGAAGGUAGGUACAUGGUGCCUGGUUUUGGAAGGUGGCUAUUUCAUAAACCGCUUAAUGAGCAUUGGUAUCAUCACUGUCGUAGCAGCGGACAGGUACCUUGCAAUCAAGUACCCUUUGAAAUCCAAGGUGCUGAGGUCGCCACUGAAGGCAGCUUUUGCCUCUGGGUUUCUCUGGAUAGUCAUCAUCUGUGUGAUAUCCCUCAUUAAAAAGUUAGAGGACCGAGAACAAGAUGAAUUUUGCUUUGAAAAAUCUUCUGUUAAGCCCUCAGUGAUCACGCUGUGCGCUAUUAUUGUAGGGUUUUUUGUACCGAUGAUCAUCGUGAGCUAUUGCUCCGUAGAAGUCAUUGCAGAACUCACUAGAAAGAGGAAUGAAAACUGUCAUGAGGAAAACUUAAUGAGGAAAGCCGUCUACAUCGUGUCUGCAAACAUGGCUGUGUUCAUUGUGUGCUUUCUACCUCUUUAUCUCGGGCAUCUGCUUCGUUUUGUCAUGGACUCCACCAGCUCUAACUGCUCUGCAAUCCAGACGGUUAAUAAUUUUGUCCACCUCGCCUCGGUCCUCGCAAACACUAACUGCUGCCUGGAUGCUAUUUGUUACUACUUUGUCAACAAGGAAUUCAAGGAAGCAUCUCCCAAGCUAGCGAAGUCCAAAUCCGAAGCCAGUGGAAAAACUCAGUUUCCAUGCACAUCAUGUUAG
Messenger RNA from Apaloderma vittatum (bar-tailed trogon), 930 nucleotides. Its product is annotated as G-protein coupled receptor 35-like. The record is from RefSeq and is a predicted model, not a curated record. Gene Ontology annotation, molecular function: chemokine receptor activity. Gene Ontology annotation, cellular component: membrane. The coding region runs from base 1 to 930 and encodes 309 amino acids. Gene Ontology annotation, biological process: chemokine-mediated signaling pathway; positive regulation of Rho protein signal transduction; phospholipase C-activating G protein-coupled receptor signaling pathway. NCBI's taxonomy places the organism in Eukaryota, Metazoa, Chordata, Aves, Trogoniformes, Trogonidae. The transcript has a single exon.